Molecule: messenger RNA, 2839 nt
Organism: Manihot esculenta (cassava)
Lineage: Eukaryota; Viridiplantae; Streptophyta; Magnoliopsida; Malpighiales; Euphorbiaceae
Product: rop guanine nucleotide exchange factor 12
Exons: 7
Coding region: 687-2222 (511 amino acids)
Molecular function (GO): guanyl-nucleotide exchange factor activity
Source: RefSeq, a predicted model, not a curated record
AGGAAUUUUAAAAUUUAUUAGAAUAUGAUUUCCAAUUCUGAAAAUUAAAUAUGAAAAGGAAAUAAACAAUAUUGAUGAAAUUUGUGUAUCAUGAUAAAAAAAAAAUUCAUUGAUGGCAUUUUAUAAACUAGAAAUUCACUACCUUUAUAUGCAAAAAAUACAUAUCUGGGGAUGGCAUCAAGCCAUUAAAACCAUUUAUUUGGAGGUAAAUAAAUAAAUUAAAGAGAAAAUUAUGAACAGAAACGGUGGUUGCCCAUGUAUGUCUUCCCGGUUUCUUUGCAAGCUUUGACCUUUGACAACUAAAAACCACCGUUCGAUUCUCCCUUAAAAAGAAAAACAAAAAUCUGAACGCAAAUUCAAGAAAACAUGAUCUUUUUCUCGUUUAAUGCUCUGAAUACACCUCAUUUUCUCAAAGCAUGCACCCCACGUUCUACCAACACCUAGAGGAAAACUAGCAAAAUACCCACCUAGCUAAUCACCUCCACAAAUUUCUCAGACUAAAAUCGAUACAAGAAUCACAAAUCUGUUAAAAAAUUUAGAAUCUUUUUGAAAUUGGGUACUUGGGUUCCUCUUCUUCUUCUCCAUAACCAACAACUAAAGCUUCUUCAUGUUCAAAUAUCUAAUGUUUUCUUUCUGCUGUUAAUUAGUUUCGUGUCCUUUGUAUAUACAUUUCUCUGCCCAUUAAAAUGGUUCAAGAACAAGAGAGUUUGAGGUCUAGAUUGUUUAAUUUCAAAGGGACGAGUGAUAAUUCAGGAGCUCGUCAUGUAAAGAGUCAUAGCGUUGAUGACUGUAGUAGUCUUGUCGACUCUUCCAUGGAUGACAAGAUAAAUUUAAAAAGCCAAGGAUCAAAACAGUCAAAAGACCAAUCGGAGAAACAACAGAAUGGAACCGCGCCUAAUCGGAACGAAAAGGAUCCCAAGUCUAGGGCAAGCAAGGAUGAAGCAGCACCUGCUGCUGCUCAAGCCAAAGAAAAAACACAUCCAGAUAUGGAACAGAUGAAGGAAAGGUUUGCUAAAUUGCUUUUGGGAGAGGAUAUGUCUGGAGGAGGAAAGGGUGUCUCUUCUGCUCUGGCAUUGUCAAAUGCCAUUACAAAUCUUGCUGCUUCUGUCUUUGGUGAACAAUGGCGUCUGGAGCCAAUGUCUGUAGAAAGGAAAACAAGGUGGAGAAGAGAAAUUGAUUGGCUAUUGUGUGUGACUGAUUACAUUGUUGAAUUUGUUGCUUCUCAGCAGAAAUCCAAGGAUGGAUCAAAUAUGGAGAUAAUGGUGACAAGACAGCGAAAUGAUCUUCACAUGAGCAUCCCUGCAUUGCGAAAGCUUGACGCCAUGCUUAUAGGUUGCCUGGAUAACUUCAAAGACCAAAAUGAAUUCUAUUAUGUGUCAAGAGAUGCACCUGACUCAGAAAAAGGUAACACCAAGAGAAAAGAUGAUAAGUGGUGGCUACCCACUGCUAAAGUUCCACCAAAUGGUCUGUCUGAAGCGGCGAGAAAAUUUGUGCAGUAUCAGAAGGACUGCGUGAACCAGGUUCUGAAAGCAGCCAUGGCUAUAAAUGCUAAUGUUCUAUCAGAAAUGGAGAUUCCUGAAAACUACAUUGAAAAUCUACCUAAGAACGGGAGGGCAAGCCUCGGGGACUCCAUUUAUAGAAGCAUUACAGUUGAAUUCUUUGAUCCUGACCAAUUUCUGACCACCAUGGACAUGACAUCAGAGCAUAGAAUCCUAGACCUUAAGAAUAGAAUUGAAGCUUCUAUAGUGAUAUGGAAGAGGAAGAUGAACCAGAAAGAUGGGAAAUCUGCUUGGGGUUCUGCUGUCAGUUUGGAGAAGAGAGAACUCUUUGAAGAGAGAGCUGAAACCAUCUUACUCAUUCUCAAGCAAAGGUUCCCUGGAAUUCCUCAAUCUUCACUAGAUAUUAGCAAAAUUCAAUACAACCGGGAUAUAGGACAGGCAAUUCUGGAAAGUUACUCAAGAAUUCUAGAAAGCUUGGCCUACACGGUCUUGUCUCGAAUUGAGGAUGUCCUCUAUGCUGAUUAUGUCACUAGAAAUCCAUCAUAUGCUGGACAGAAGAGGAAUCCAUUAAUGGAGACACCUCAAGAUAGCACAACAUCCAUGGACGAGACAUUCACAGAGGGAUCAAAUUCAAUGACAUUGUCAGAUUUUAUGGGUUGGAACUUGGAAGCAAAUGACGAGGCAAAGACGGAGACACCUGAAGCUCCAGAUGAAACAGUCUAAGAAGAUAAUGUAAAUAUGAAGUUAACAGUAAAAAUUGCUAACAUAGUAACCAUCAAGAAACCUACCUAUCUUGAGAACAUGGGAGGUGUAUGAAGCCCGACGGCACACCAUUGCUAGCAGGCAUUUAACCAUGUCAAACAACAACCAUAGGAGAGAUACAGAAGAAGAGUGAGAAGCCUGGCAUGGAAAUAUGAAUCUGGUGGUUCUUUCUGUCAAGAGUUUCUUAUUUUCAUUAGAUUCCUCCCUUUUUGUAAAUAGGGAAGAAAACAUAUAAGUGUAAAAACUAUUAUAUUUGAAGCAUUUCAUACAUUCUUUCAAUUUCUACAUGAAAUGCAUAAGUAGUAUGUUAGACUCAAAGAUUGUUUUUUUCUUUUUUGUUGUUGGAUGGUUUCAAAAUGGACAAAUUCAUUCUUUUUCCCUGUAUAUAAUCCUAUACAGAAAGCAUUUAAUGGUUAAGAAGAAAAAGAGGAAUUCCCCAUAUCACACUGAAGACAAGUAUACUUGAAUCAAUAACAGUAGUCUUGAUUAUGAAGUAAGCUUUAGACAAACUUACAAAGUUAAAAAAAAAAAAAAAGAUGCAUACAAUGAAAAGGGUAAAUUAGAUCUUGCCACGUGGC